This is a messenger RNA of Arachis stenosperma, 1738 nucleotides long. Its product is annotated as polyol transporter 5-like. Bases 142 to 1734 code for a protein of 530 amino acids. The transcript is spliced from 3 exons. Gene Ontology annotation, molecular function: carbohydrate:proton symporter activity. The record is from RefSeq and is a predicted model, not a curated record. NCBI's taxonomy places the organism in Eukaryota, Viridiplantae, Streptophyta, Magnoliopsida, Fabales, Fabaceae. Gene Ontology annotation, biological process: transmembrane transport. Gene Ontology annotation, cellular component: membrane.
AGGUCACUGACUAAGAAAUAGACUACUGCCCACUUAUGAACCAAAAAUGCAAUCAUCCCCUUCUUACUUAUCUCUUUCUGUUCUGUCCAUGUGAAUGAAUGAUAUAUGUGAAAAUCUAUUAGUCUUUCACAUUGAACUAAGAUGGCUGAGGCCGAAGUAGCAGCAGCUCUAACUAACAAUGAAUUUGAGCCUCAUCAAAAGAAGCCAUCAAGGAACAAAUAUGCCUUAGCUUGUGCUAUGCUUGCUUCCAUGACUUCCAUCCUCCUUGGUUACGAUAUUGGUGUGAUGAGUGGAGCAGCUAUGUACAUAAAGCGAGAUCUGAGAAUUUCGGAUGUGAAGAUUGAAAUCCUUGCCGGUAUAAUAAACUUGUACUCUCCAAUAGGUUCAUACAUAGCUGGAAGAACCUCUGAUUGGAUUGGCCGCCGUUACACUAUUAUAUUGGCCGCCGUAAUUUUCUUCGUCGGAGCAAUUCUGAUGGGAUUUUCACCAAACUAUGCGUUCCUCAUGUUCGGCCGGUUUGUCGCCGGCAUAGGAAUCGGUUUUGCUUUCCUCAUUGCACCCGUUUACACCUCGGAAAUCUCUCCUACUUCUUCCCGUGGCUUCCUCUCUUCCUUGCCUGAGGUGUUUUUGAACGGAGGAAUAUUGCUGGGAUACAUAUCAAACUAUGCAUUUUCAAAGCUUUCACUUCGAAUGGGUUGGCGGUUGAUGCUAGGAGUAGGAGCGAUUCCUUCAAUGUUCCUAGCCGUGGCGGUUUUAGCCAUGCCGGAAUCACCAAGGUGGCUCGUUUCUCAAGGACGAAUAGGCGAAGCCAGAAAGAUCCUCAACAAAAUCUCCGACUCCAAACAAGAGGCGCACCAAAGACUCGCAGACAUCAAAGACACAGCAGGAAUACCCCAGGAGUGCAACGACGACGUCGUUCCCAUCACAAAGAAGAAGCAAGGCAAGGGUGUAUGGAAGGAGCUUCUCCUUUAUCCUACACCCGCGGUGCGCCACAUCUUCAUCGCUUCCUUAGGGAUUCACUUCUUUGCGCAAGCUACCGGCAUAGACGCCGUCGUUUUGUACAGUCCUAGAAUCUUCGAGAAGGCUGGGAUCAAAUCUGAUAAUAAAAAGCUUCUCGCAACCGUAGCCGUUGGAUUCGUCAAAACGGUUUUCAUCUUAGUGGCCACUUUUUUCCUGGAUCGGGUUGGAAGACGCAAGUUGCUGUUAAGCAGCGUUAGCGGUUUGAUAAUCUCGCUUCUAACCCUUGCGGUGAGUCUCACCGUAGUGAAUCGUUCGAAGACGACGCUGAACUGGGCCAUUGGGCUUAGCAUAGCCUCGGUUUUGUCCUAUGUGGGCUCGUUCUCGAUUGGGUCUGGGCCCAUUACGUGGGUUUAUAGUUCGGAGAUAUUUCCGUUGAGGCUGCGCGCUCAGGGUGUAGCUAUUGGAGCUGUGGUGAAUAGGGUCACCAGUGGAGUGAUCUCAAUGACCUUUUUGUCCCUCACGAAGGCAAUUACCACUGGUGGGGCUUUCUUUCUCUUUGCUGGAAUUGCAGCUGCUGCGUGGGUAUUUCACUAUACUCUGCUCCCUGAAACGCGCGGUAAAACUCUUGAAGAAAUUGAAGGAUCUUUCGGUAAUUUCUGCAGAAAAUCUAAGAAGAGUGCUAACGGCGAGGGACUUAACCGUAAUAGCACUGGUAACGGCCAGAUCCAAUUGGGGACCAACGGCCAGAACCAGCCUUUGGCAAGUGUGGAUUAAUUUA